Molecule: messenger RNA, 1251 nt
Organism: Penicillium malachiteum
Lineage: Eukaryota; Fungi; Ascomycota; Eurotiomycetes; Eurotiales; Aspergillaceae
Product: MFS transporter
Exons: 4
Coding region: 1-1251 (416 amino acids)
Biological process (GO): transmembrane transport
Cellular component (GO): membrane
Molecular function (GO): transmembrane transporter activity
Source: RefSeq, a predicted model, not a curated record
AUGAGCAUUACUAUCGAGCCUGAACUACCCCAACCCAGCCCUGCUGUUCUAGCCUCCUCAACAGGAUCCCAAUCAGAUAUCCCACGAGAGCCCCCAGAGCAUACCGAAGUUACUCAGAACCCUGAUGAUGCCCCACCUCUACAUGCCGUGAACAUUGCACCACGAUGGAACGAAUCGAAGACCAUGAUAUGGAGGCUCACAGCCACAUUUCUUUCUUCCUUUGUGAUGGGUGCUAAUGAUGCUGCAUAUGGAGCGAUAAUCCCCUACCUCGAACUAUACUAUCAUCAAACCUAUACCAUAAUCUCUCUUAUCUUCCUAUCUCCUUUCGUGGUGUUGGUGAUCACGUACAUAUUUGUUGGGUUCGGCAGUGGCCUGCAAAAUGCAGCAUGGAACGUGUGGAUAGGAAACAUGGCAAAUUUUAACGAAGUCCUCGGCUUUUUCCAUGGAUUCUUCGGAGUGGGAGCAACUAUCAGCCCUCUCAUCGCUACAAGUCUAAUAACAAAAGCGAAUUGGGAAUGGUACAAAUUCUAUUACCUGAUGAUCGGAGCUGCCGCCAUCGAGCUGGCAUACUCAGCAGCAGCAUUCUGGACUGAAUCAGGAUCCAAGUACCGAAUAGAAAACCUAAGCACACGAACCAGAGGUUCAGGCGGUACAUUUUCUCAAACUCGUCUUUCGCUUACAUACAGAGUGACCUGGAUAAGCGCCAUAUUCCUUUUCUUAUAUGGUGGGAUCGAAGUAUCAAUCGGCGGCUGGGUCGUUCUCUUCAUGACGAAUAUACGACACGGUAGUGCCUUCGCAUCUGGAAUGACCGAAACGGGGUUCUGGCUCGGUAUCACAGUUGGACGAUUCGUAUUAGGAUUCGUUUCUCCGCGUGUUGGCCAGAAGCUAUCUAUAGCUCUAUACCUCGUUCUAGCCAUGGCACUAGAGUUUGUAUUCUGGCUUGUGCCGGACUUCUUCGUCUCAGCUGUUUCAGUAUCCCUUGUUGGAUUUUUCUUGGGGACGAUAUUCCCCGGUGUUGUCGUUGUUGCCACACGGCUUUUACCUAAGGAUUUACAUAUUGCUGCGAUUGGGUUUGCGGCGGCUUUGUCGAUGGGUGGGGGUGCUGUUUUUCCGUUUUUUAUCGGUGCGAUUUCUCAGGCUAAGGGGGUGUGUAUACUUCAGCCUAUUCUUUUGGCCAUGUUGGCUGUUGCACUUGGUAUUUGGGGGACUAUACUUGGAGCUCAGAGGCCGGAGCAGUCACAUCAACCUUGA